CCAAUCGCGGGGCCCAGCGCGCGCGCCCUCGGUUGCCCCGGGAAACCUAACAGCUUGCGUUCGCGCUGCGCUGCCCCGGCUGAGCCGGGCGGAGAUGGACGGCCUGUCCGAGCACACUAACGACCCCGGCGGGGAAAGCGGAGACAGGGAAAGCCUGGCCGCGCGGCCGUCCGAGAUCAAGGCCAGCUCUGGCCCUCCGACCCCGCCCGCACCCGGGCAGCCGGGGUCAGAGCUGGAGGAGGAGGAGGAAGAGGAGAAGGAGGAGGAGGCGGCUUCGCAGGGAGGUACCGCCGCGGACCAGCAGGCCGAGGCCUCGAAAGGGCUAACGGCCGCCGAGGUCGAGGGCGUGGAGGGGCCUGGAGCGCCGGCGAGGCUGGCCGAGCCCCAGUCCGAGCCCGAGCCCGAAGAGCCGGCCCAGGCCGGGGCUGAGGAGCCCGUCCAGCCGGAGCCCGGAGCCGGGCACCUGGAGCUAGAGGCGGAGGCGGGGGUGGAGGAGGAGCUGGAGCAGGCGGCGGAGGGGAAGGAAGCGCCGUCCCUGACCUCCCUGCCGCUGCCCAGGAUCGGCUUGAAAGAGGCUGCUGCUGCAGCCCGGGAGGCUGAGACAGAGCAGGUGGAGGAGGAGGAGGAGGAGGAGACGCAGAGAGAUGGCGCAGAGAGUGAGGGGAGGGGUGAGGAAGGACGCCCGGCCAAGAGCCAGGAAGAGGGGAAGCGCCUUGGUGGAAGGGACCAGCUUGAGGACUUGGAGUGGUCCGAGGAGGUCCAGAGGCUGCAGGAGCAGCAGCUGCGCAGCGACCUCCUGGACCAGUACCGUUCCCUGCUAGUGGAGCGGAAGCGCUCCCAGCGCUACAACCUGUACCUGCAGCACAAGAUCUUCGAGGCGCUGCGCAAGAAGAAGGGCCUGGAGGCCGCUGAGGUGCCUGACCAGGGCGCGGAGGCCGAGGCCCCCGAGAAAGAGCAGGUGUACCUGCGCCAUCUGGGCAUGCUGGAGGAGCUGAAGAAGCAGCAGGCAGACGACCUGCAGUGGUACCACCAGGAGCUGGGCCAGCUGAAGCGGCAGUGCCAGGAGAAGCUCACCAGGGUGGAGAAGGAGUGGCGACGCUUCCAGGCACUCAAGAAGCAGGUGGUGAUGCAGGCCAUGGGCAGCUGUCGGAUGAGGGGCGGGCGCCAGGCUGCUCUGCGAGAGGUGGAGCAGAUCCAGGCGCUGGAGGAUAAAAAGGAGAAGGAGAUGAGCGCCGUGAGACUAGAAAACGUGCAGCUGAAGCAGAGCCUGGUGCAUUUUGAAACCAGGAUGAGGACCCAGGAGGACCUGACCGAGGGUCUGCUCCUCAUUGACUUUGAACAGCUGAAGAUUGAGAACCAGACCUUCAAUGAGAAAAUUGAGGAACGAAAUGAGGAACUUUUAAAACUUCGCAACAAGGUGACCAACAGUGUGCAAGUAGUAACCCACGUGAAGGAAAAGCUUCACUUCAUGGACGUGGAGAACGCAUGCAAAAAGACACAGCUGGCAGAAAUCGAGGCCCAGGUCGCCCUAAGAAGAGACAUCCUGACCAAGACGAAGCAAGCCCGCGAGGGGCUGCGGGCGGACAACAUCAGGCUGAACCAGAGGUGCGGGCUUCUAGGCAAGGAGUCACUCCUUCGGGACUUGGAAGAAAAGGUGGACAAGACGGAACUGCUCCGCGGGCGCCUGGAAUCCCUGAAGCGCCACCACGCUGGGCUCACUUUGUCCUGCAGAGGCGUGAGGCAGAAGAUCAGGGAGGCCAGAGCCUUUCUCCCCUCUUGACCAUAUCGACGAGAAGACUGCAAGUCCUCAGGAUAUGCUGUCCGACCUUCUUUUUUUUUUUUUUUUACCUUUGAUGCCAUUCUUAAAAAGGCCUGUGAUAUUUGGGAUGGAACUGUAUUUUGUAUUGAUCUCAAAACGUUUCAGCUUCCAAAUUAGUGCUGAGCCCAAAAUUCAGUUAGGAGUUUUAUUUGGGAUUGAGCAAAGCAGGUCCAGAAAAGCAAAGCAUGAUUUAAUGUAACUAACUUAUGAAAAUCUGCUGAAAGUCUUAAGUCUGAGCAAUUCCAUGAUUUCAACGACUUAAUUCUAAGGAGUACUGUUCCUCUUUCAUAUGUAGGAGGGUUUAAAUGUUCAGUGAAUGGGCAAGGUACAAAAAAAAUCCUGUGCUAAUUAUUAAAUUCUGUAGAUUUAUUAAACUGUGUAGUCCCACA
Molecule: messenger RNA, 2208 nt
Organism: Sapajus apella (tufted capuchin)
Lineage: Eukaryota; Metazoa; Chordata; Mammalia; Primates; Cebidae
Gene: CFAP184
Product: coiled-coil domain containing 96
Exons: 1
Coding region: 95-1780 (561 amino acids)
Biological process (GO): cilium assembly
Cellular component (GO): ciliary basal body; axoneme
Source: RefSeq, a predicted model, not a curated record